ACGCUUGCCAUUGAUACGCCCGCGCAACCAGCGGAAGAAUUGAUAUUCAAUUACCUUUGCCCUGUGCUGUCGCCCUGCACCUUGGGACCCCAGGUUCCCGGCACGAGAACGCUGAUCAGCAUUACCUUAAAGGCAACUGAGCGGGGGUCUGCCUGCGGUGUGCAGCUUCAGAGUUCCUGCAAUUAUUCCGCCUGCAGGAGCACCCUCUACGCGAACUGUCGACCGCGUGCUGAUUUUUGCCCCGGCAUCUCUGUACCGAAAACGCCAUUCUGCGACCUGCUUGGUCUUGGCCUACCUGAUGGCCAUCGGACCGCUGCCACUGCAUGCGCAGAACUGCAGACGAAGGGGUUGAACAAACACAUCGGUCGCCUCCUGUCGCAAAUCCCACGGCACACAUCGAGAUAA
Colletotrichum tamarilloi is the source of this 405-nucleotide messenger RNA. RefSeq lists its product as uncharacterized. The record is from RefSeq and is a predicted model, not a curated record. Lineage: Eukaryota; Fungi; Ascomycota; Sordariomycetes; Glomerellales; Glomerellaceae. The transcript has a single exon. The annotation marks the transcript as partial.